AUGGAUUACUUUGCUAUAAAACAAAACUAUUACUCUGGGAACUAUGUUGAUGCCUUGAAGGAGAUCGAGAGUUCUCACGGCUCAGAUAGCGAUGAAACACUAAUUUUUUACAGAUCCAAAGUUCAAUUAGCCCUACAAAAAUAUACACCUGGAACCAAUUCUACUAGAUUAGCGAAAUUAUUCGAUUUAUAUUACUCUUUCCUACAGUCGAAGGAUAUCAGUGAAUUGAAGGCUGAAGUAAACGAAGAAAGCACGAAACCUUAUGAAUUGAAUAUCCUUGCUACUGCAUUAGCCAUCUUAGGCAAGCUCGAUGAUGCUUUGAAGUACUGUGUUAAGGGUAUUGACAGCGAAGAACAAUUAGGAAAGACAGAAUUACUAUUAUGUGCCGUUGAAGUGGCCUUAUUGAAUGGUAAAUUUUCGAUUGCUAGCACCAUCUUUGAAAAUUAUACUUCCCUGGACGAUUUUGCAGUUUCUAGCGAAAAUGAACUAAUAAUUAAUUUGGCUGAAUCUUACAUAAAGUUUGCCACCAACAAAGAUACUACGGGUUCGAAUUUCUACUAUUAUGAGGAAUUAGCUCAAACUUUCCCAACGUGGAAAACUCAACUCGGACUGAUGAAUUUACAUUUACAGCAAGGCAAUAUCGUUGAGGCUCAAGGAAUUGUUGACUUAUUAGAAUCAGACUAUUAUAGUGUCAAUCAAAAGGAGGCAGCUGAUUUGUAUAAACCGCAUUUUUUGGCAAAUAAAAUUACUUUAUCAAUCAUGCAAGGCGCAUCCAAUACUGAGGAUUUGAAGAACCAGCUGGCUGAUUUAGAUCCAGAACAUUCGUUAAUCAAAAGUGAUAAACAAGUAAACGCUAAAUUCGAUGAAAUAGUCGCCAGAUAUAGCUCAUAA
Kazachstania africana CBS 2517 is the source of this 891-nucleotide messenger RNA. It is a transcript of the gene SEC28, whose product is annotated as coatomer subunit epsilon. The record is from RefSeq and is a predicted model, not a curated record. Gene Ontology annotation, biological process: retrograde vesicle-mediated transport, Golgi to endoplasmic reticulum; intra-Golgi vesicle-mediated transport; endoplasmic reticulum to Golgi vesicle-mediated transport. Lineage: Eukaryota; Fungi; Ascomycota; Saccharomycetes; Saccharomycetales; Saccharomycetaceae. Gene Ontology annotation, molecular function: protein binding; structural molecule activity. The coding region runs from base 1 to 891 and encodes 296 amino acids. Gene Ontology annotation, cellular component: COPI vesicle coat. The transcript has a single exon.